Molecule: messenger RNA, 1209 nt
Organism: Botrytis sinoallii
Lineage: Eukaryota; Fungi; Ascomycota; Leotiomycetes; Helotiales; Sclerotiniaceae
Exons: 1
Coding region: 1-1209 (402 amino acids)
Source: RefSeq, a predicted model, not a curated record
AUGGCUCAUCGGACUCUUGAUUCCCUGAGUUUUGGCCAACCAAGAGCAGGUCAAAGUCACACACACCAAGUUAUCGAUGUCAAAGAAUCUUUGGAAAAACAAGAAGAUCCAAAAACGCCAGAACCGCAGUGCCACAAUGUACUCGAUUUAACAAAGUUUCUUGAAAGAACCAUCAAUGUCUCUAGUGGGGUUAUUGAUAGUGCACUUGGUCGCAAGCGUACAGCACUUGAUUUGUUACGUAAUCGUUUCCCUUUCCCGGACAACUACACUUUCCCGGACAGCUACUUUUUCUCGGGUUACCAUGGACCCCCUCAGCCUCAUUCACUGUCGAGUAAUCAUGAUCACGCCGCAGGAUUAGAUCUCGCAUGGCUCUUUGCAAUCUUCAACACCAUUUUUUUCAUGAAUGCACUUCCAACCAAUACCAGAAUCGAUCGACAAAUCAGUGUAAUCUUCGAAUAUGAGCUUAGGGUUACUCUCUCCGAACAAGGAGAUAAUUUCUUCUCGAGGUUAGCUUUUGUCGACAAUGUUCAUGCCGGUUUUAAGAAGAGGGUCGAUAAAAAGUUUCUACCUCCCACAAUCGACGUCCCUUCUAGCGUCAUUGAUCGUUUGGGUGCCGGACACGUGGAUGUCACUUGGGAGGAUCAAGUUGGUAGUCUCUUGGGGUCAAUGAUCGAUCUCUUUAUACAGUACUACAGUUGUAGACAGGAUGAAUGUUGGAAUAACAAAUACACUCAUGGUAAAAAGCACAGAGGGGCAGCGUGGCAAAUCAUCGCAUACCGUUUCGAAAAAUCUUCAACAAUGAAAAAACCCCAAGAGACAUUGGGAAGUCCUAUAAAUUUGAAAAGAAAGGAAGAUUAUGAGUGGGAUUUGAAUCAUUGGAGUUCCAGAGAGCUUGACAGCCUUGAGAGCAAGUUACUCUGCCACAGGAUUGAGACGUGGGGCUGGGCACCUUACAAUCAACUGUCGUGUGUAAGAGCUGUUCAAGAGAGGAAACGAAGCCAGGCUAGAUAUGAAGAAAGGCGGCAGGCUAUGGUUAGAAACGAACGAAUGCGGCAGGAUUUGACUAGAGAUGAAGAAAGGCCGCAGGCUACGGCUAGAGGGCCAGAAAAUCAUACUGAACUGGGAGAGUCUCAAUAUGGAGGUUCAGAUUCUCGCUCUAGAGAGGAUGGAUCUCGUUUUGGAAGAAUCAGAUCUCCGUUUAGAAGUUGA